AUGUUAUUUUCUAAUGCACAAAUAGGCAAAUACACAACCACACCUCCUCAUCACAUCCUGCGGGAAGUGUUUCUUUCAGUGUCAAAUGAUAGGAAAAUUGUCAUCCUGGGAAAAACUGGAAGUGGGAAAAGCAGCCUGGCUAACACCAUAUUUGGAGAUGAACUGUUCAAGAUAGGAAGAUCGGCCAACUCUGAAACUAGUAAAUGUGGAGCCAUAACAAAAUCUGUCAAUGGAAGAAACAUCACUUUGAUCGACACUCCUGGUUUCUUCGACACAGAUCGAUCUGAGGAGGAGCUGAAGUCUGGAAUAGUGAGGUGUAUCACAGAGUGCGCUCCUGGGCCUCAUGCUUUUCUCAUUGUGCUUAAAGUGGAUAAAUUCACAGUGCAUGAGCAGGCUGUCAUCACUAAAAUAAACCAAUACUUUUCUGAAGAAGUUUACAAGUAUGCAACAGUUCUCUUUACUCAUGGUGAAGAGCUCCCUGAAGGACAGACCAUUGAGGACUUUGUCCGUGGUAAUGAGCUUCUGAGUGAUCUGGUGAAGAAGUGCGGAGGCCGCUGCCACGUCGUUGAUAAUAAAUACUGGAAGAACAACCAGCAGGAUGAAUACAGGAACAACCAGUUCCAAGUGAAGGAGCUGCUCAAAACAAUGGAAAAGAUAACUGAGGCAAACAGAGGAAGCUGCUACACCAAUGAGAUGCUACAAGCAGUGGAGGAAAAAAUAAAACAGGAGGUGGAGCUCAUUAGACAGUCACUAGGAAACAUGUCAGAGAUAGAGAUCAGAGAGAAGGCUAAAGACAGAGUAUCUGAUUGGCUUUUGAUCAAACUGGCAGGUAUCACAACAGGUGCAUUGUUAGGGGCUGUUUUUGGUUUAGUACGUUUGUUCAAAAGGAUGUGA
Molecule: messenger RNA, 894 nt
Organism: Anoplopoma fimbria (sablefish)
Lineage: Eukaryota; Metazoa; Chordata; Actinopteri; Perciformes; Anoplopomatidae
Product: GTPase IMAP family member 7-like
Exons: 4
Coding region: 1-894 (297 amino acids)
Molecular function (GO): GTP binding
Source: RefSeq, a predicted model, not a curated record